AAUGAGGAGAAUGGUGGGGAGGUAGUUAGUGUUGAUUGGGCUGGGCUCCCUAAGGGUAUCCUGGAGAUCAUUUUCGAGCGACUAUCUCUUUUUGAUUGUAUCUCAGUUAGCAAUGUUUGCAAGCCUUGGAGAAAUGUUUUCUCGCGGGAGCUUUCUUGUUGGGAAGGGCUUGGCUUCCCUUCACUUUUCAUGUCUGGUCAGAAAGAUAGAGAUAAGAGACUUUGUAUUAGCAUGCUAGAGAAGCGAGCUUGGGAGAUGGAGAUACCCGAGGCUCGUGGAAAAUAUUGUUGGGGAUCAUAUCAAGAUUGGUUUAUUCUAGUGGAUGAUGUAGGAUGUGCGGAUGAUAUAAAACGUUAUUCUCUGAAUAUAAGCUUGUUUAAUCCGUUCACCAGAAGCACAAUCAACCUUCCUAGAACAUGGGACUUCUACCAUAAUAUGGUCCUCUCGGCGCGUCCCUCUCUAGAAAACUGUGUGUGCAUGCUUGUACACAGUAAGUACCAAGAGCUUGCCUUUUGGGUCCCAGGAGCUCAAUCAUGGAAUCAAUAUAAAGUCGUUGGAGAGCGGCCAUUUGAGGAUGCUGUCUUUUGGAAUGGAAGCUUCUAUCUUUUGAGCAAGGAUAACGGCAUUGUCCAAAUUGAUGCAGCUAGUGUUUCUGCCGCUCUUAGCAAGGAUGACUCUGUUGUUACUUUUGAAUCUGAGAUCAAGACUGAAUUCCAUGAAGUAAUCAUGCCGGAGUCAGAGAACCAUGCAAACGAUGCUGUAUUGAGGUAUCUUGUGGAGUCUUGCGGCAAGAUUUUGCUUAUCUGCAGGCAUUUUAGUACUCUACUUGAAACGCGGAAUUUCAAAGUUUAUGAACUGGAUAUUGGCCAAAUGUCCUGGAAAAGGGUUGAGAGUUUGGGGGAUCGAAUAUUAUUUUUAGGUAAAUGCAGUUCAAGAUCGUUCUCUGCAGUGGAACUCGGGGUCGAGAUGAGCAAUUGUAUCUAUUUCUCCAAUGACAAGGCUGAUCCUUCGGGGAAUGAGUGGCAUUACAGUCAUCUUAAAGGAAUGUCGGCUUGUCUCGGUUUCAAUAAUUCUGGCAGGAAACAUUGGGGCAUUUUCAGGCUUGGAAAUAGAAAGAAUAUUCAUUUCUGCUUUCGGGGUCAUCGAGACAUCUUUGGCCCUAUCUGGUUCACCGCGCCUCUAUGGUGGUACUGUAACAAUUUUUUUAUCAACGGAUAG
Molecule: messenger RNA, 1218 nt
Organism: Morus notabilis
Lineage: Eukaryota; Viridiplantae; Streptophyta; Magnoliopsida; Rosales; Moraceae
Product: F-box protein At3g56470
Exons: 1
Molecular function (GO): protein binding
Source: RefSeq, a predicted model, not a curated record